AAAGCAACGUGAAAAGCUAAAGAAAACGUAUUUCAGCUGGUACUAUAUAUGUGAAGCAUAGGAGUCAAGCUUCUAACUUUAGAGCCUUCAGCUUUGCAGCAGCAGCCAUGGCCACUCACGCAGCUCUUGCUCCUUCGAGAGUUCCUGCCAGCACCAGGCUUCCUUCUUCCAAGAUCACCGCUCAUUCUUUCCCUUCGCAAUGCUCGACCAAGAGGCUGGAAGUUGCAGAGUUUUCAGGGCUUCGUGCCACUCCUGGCGUGAUGUACGCCAAGAACACUACUGAGGCAUCCUUCUUCGACUCUGUUGCUGCUCAGCUCGCUCCCAAGGCUGCAGCCAUUACUCCUGUAAGGGCGGAGACUGUUGCCAAAUUGAAGGUGGCGAUCAAUGGAUUUGGAAGAAUUGGUAGGAACUUCCUGCGGUGCUGGCAUGGCCGCAAGGACUCGCCUCUGGAUGUUAUUGUUGUCAAUGACAGUGGUGGUGUUAAGAAUGCUUCUCACUUGCUGAAGUAUGAUUCGAUGCUCGGAACUUUCAAAGCUGAGGUGAAGAUUGUCGAUGAUUCCACCAUCAGUGUUGAUGGAAAGCCCAUCAAAGUCGUCUCCAGCAGGGACCCCCUCAAGCUUCCAUGGGCUGAGAUGGGGAUCGACAUUGUCAUCGAGGGCACCGGAGUGUUUGUUGAUGGCCCUGGCGCAGGAAAGCACCUUCAAGCUGGUGCCAAGAAGGUGAUCAUCACAGCUCCUGCCAAAGGUGCCGACAUUCCAACCUAUGUGUUUGGUGUAAACGAGCAGGAUUACUCCCAUGAGGUUGCCGACAUUAUAAGCAAUGCUUCCUGCACCACGAACUGUCUGGCUCCAUUCGUCAAAGUCAUCGAUGAGGAAUUCGGCAUUGUCAAGGGAACAAUGACAACCACCCACUCCUACACUGGAGACCAGAGGCUGCUGGAUGCUUCCCACAGGGACCUGAGGAGAGCAAGGGCUGCAGCUCUCAACAUCGUCCCAACAAGCACCGGUGCAGCGAAAGCAGUGUCGCUAGUCCUCCCUCAGCUCAAAGGCAAGCUCAAUGGCAUCGCCCUCCGAGUCCCCACGCCCAAUGUCUCGGUGGUCGACCUCGUUGUGAACGUGGCGAAGAAAGGAAUCUCGGCUGAGGAUGUCAAUGCAGCCUUCAGGAAGGCCGCAGAGGGACCAUUGAAGGGCAUAUUGGAUGUCUGCGAUGUUCCCCUUGUCUCUGUGGACUUCAGGUGCACCGAUGUCUCGUCAACCAUUGACUCCUCAUUGACCAUGGUGAUGGGUGAUGAUAUGGUGAAGGUGGUCGCCUGGUAUGACAAUGAAUGGGGAUACAGCCAAAGGGUGGUUGAUUUGGCACACUUGGUAGCCAACCAAUGGCCAGGAGUUGCUGCUAAAGGAAGUGGAGAUCCAUUGGAGGACUUCUGCGAGACAAACCCUUCUGAGGAGGAAUGCAAAGUAUAUGAAGCUUAGUAGAUAGAUGAAUGAACAUCAGGAUUCCCUUUCUUAUUUUUCAUUUUUGGGUUUCUUCCUUCUCUCUUGUGGAGAGAGAUUGGUGCAAGAGGAUGCUGUUUCUGUAACGAGCAGAUCAAUGGUUUCAUGGUUGUGAAGAAAAUAAGGCUAUGUUGUUAACAGAAACUCUUCAAAAGUAAAGCUCAAAUUGCAUGAUUAUGUUUGCAUAAAGAACUGAGAGUAACGAAAACCUGAGGGGAAUGAGGAUUGACGGCGAAACUUCAGCUAGGGGAGGAACUCAGUGGCGGGAAGAUGAAGAUAAACCCGACGCCGCUGCUCCGAUCUUCAAGCUGGCGCGAACAGAGUACAGCGAGGUGAUCCAUUGAACAAGGUUAACUCCAGCGAGAACAGAGAAACCUGGAUGAUCCACCAGAACGAAACCCGAAACCCGUGCAAAAACGUUAAACGAACACCACAAAAGCGAAACGUUUCGGAUCCUCAAACUAAAAAGCAAAAUAUGUUGCGAUGUGAUGAGAUACGGUGACAAUCUCUAAAGAGUUGUGACUUGUGAGAUUUACUACCAAUUUUGUAGCCAUCGGAUACGUUAUCUCUCCUAUCUCUUUCUUCUUUUUUUAAAUCAAUAGUUAAGAUUAAACCAAGGACAAUUUCGGAAUGGAAAACUUACCACAUGAGAUCCUUUCCAUUUUACAUAUACACUCUUUAUUAACAAAAAAAAAAUUCAUACCCUCCUCCUGUCAAGAACCAGUUGAUCCCAAUAACUCGAGUUGUUGGGAGAGGUUCAAUCGUUGAUCAUAUACCACAACACUAACACGCCCCUCAAACGAAAACCACUCACAAGGGCUUGAAGUUUGCACAGGCCUGAAGUCUCUCCUAUCUAUUUCUUCUUUUUUUAAAUCAAUAGUUAAGAUUAAACCAAGGACAAUUUCGAAAUGGAAAACUUACCACAUGAGAUCCUUUCCAUUUUACAUAUAUAUACUCUUUAUUAACAAAAAAAAAAUUCAUACCCUCCCCCUGUCAAGAACCAGUUGAUCCCAAUAACUCGAGUUGUUGGGAGAGGUUCAAUCGUUGAUCAUAUACCACAAUACUAACACGCCCCCUCAAACGAAAACCACUCACAAGGGCUUGAAGUUUGUACAGGUCUGAAGACAAGAAUACCAUGUGCUUAACAAAUGGGGGUCACCGGGAAUCGAACACAAGACCUUUCGGUCACAGGAGGCUCUGAUACCAUGUCAAGAACCAGUUGAUCCCAAUAACUCGAGUUGUUGGGAGAGGUUCAAUCGUGGAUCAUAUACCACAACACUAACACCCCGAAUUCCUGAGUCUCCCUCCUCUUCCCCUCUCACCUAUCUCUAACAAAAAAAACCCUAGUCGUCAAGAGCUCCAUCACCGACCUCCAUCAUCGUCGACCUCAAUCACCACGCAGACCUCCAUCAUCGUUGUCGCGACCGCCUUCCUCCUCACGCCGACAUUGUCCCCGCUGCCCUCGUCGUCCCAGUCGCGCCUGUCGCCGUCUUUACACCAUUGUCGCCGCCUCUGCCUCCCCCUUCCCCCGCCUCUCACCACCUCCCGUCUUCACGGCGCCGCCACGAGGUCACCGCCUCUCCCCUGCCUUUCCCUUUCCUCAUCUCCUAAUAUAUUUUUUUUCAGAUC
This is a messenger RNA of Linum trigynum, 3122 nucleotides long. Lineage: Eukaryota; Viridiplantae; Streptophyta; Magnoliopsida; Malpighiales; Linaceae. The record is from the annotation of a GenBank genome assembly.